Emericellopsis cladophorae is the source of this 1800-nucleotide messenger RNA. RefSeq lists its product as uncharacterized. Lineage: Eukaryota; Fungi; Ascomycota; Sordariomycetes; Hypocreales; Bionectriaceae. The coding region runs from base 1 to 1800 and encodes 599 amino acids. The record is from RefSeq and is a predicted model, not a curated record. The transcript is spliced from 5 exons.
AUGGGCAAAGGGAGCAAGAAGAGGCCGCAGAAGGCGGCGGCGGGUCCCAAGGACCGGCACAAACGCCAUGCCAGGCUACUACAGGAUCCGCAGGCGCCUUUGCCAGCCAACCUGGUUGCAAGACCAGACGUUCCGAAGGCCAACUCGAAGCACCACUCGUACUUUGAGUUUGUCGAGAACGAGGACAAGAAGAAGAAGCUGGAAUUUCAGGUCACGACCAAGAAAACGCCGCCCCCAGGCUUCGAGUUUGUCCCCUUGGGUCAUCCCGCCCUGACCAACGCGUGCAAAGAGCUGUCGCGCGAGAAGGAUGCCAUGAUCUUCAUUGACGCCAAGGAGAGAGACCCCAAGAAUUUAUCCCAUCAUAUCUACCGAACUGGCCACCACGUCCGACAGGCCAUCGCUGACGAGGCACGAACGACCCUCGAGAACUACCCUGCGGCCUUUCAGGCGGUCGACGGCCCGGAGCCGCUCCCCAAGACUCAGGAUGAAUAUACUGCGCAGGUCAACUCGGUCAUGCUCGACCUAUUCCCGCGUAUACCACACACAGAUCGUCAAGCGAUCAUUAUCCAUGCCUUCAAUUUGUCGGCUCAAGGCCAGGCCCAGAAACCCGUGGGACUUGUUACUGAAAUUCCGCUGUCACGCAGGGUGCAGCUCGCCGUCCUAGCGCACAUUCGACACAACCACACCAGGUACGACAAGCUACUACGUGAAACGAACUGGGAGACUGCUCGCAAGGUAGUGGAAUCUCUCUGCCUCGACAUCCUCGUCAAGUGGCGAGGUGAUGAGGAAACCGGCCGUGACCAGCUUGACGAGAUCCUCCGCGAGGUGGUCGUCAUCUCAGACUCGGACUCGGAGGAGUCCGACGACGAGGAACAUGGCGACACCGAAGACUCGUCUGCUGACGACGCGAAGGGCAAGACCGCGAUGGCCGGCCCUUCUCAGCCAGGGGCCGAGCCUAGGCCUCCGGUGCAGCAGCAGCAGCAGACUGCACGGCCACCGGCCAGGAAACAGGCGCAGCGUGGGUUCAAGCGCUACCGUGCUUGGGAGGAGGCGAUUGAACGAAGUCGUGGUGAUGACGACGCGCUCGUUCCUCUUCCUCCUCCACGCGAACCAUCCGUUGGUCAACCCCUAGCUUCCCCUGGACACACAGCAACCCAUGUUUCUGCCGGCAUGGUUCCGCAGCCAAACGGAUUCGUGUCUCGACCCCAUCCCCAUCAUCCACCAGGUCCCGUCGUGCGCGAGCAGGUAAGAUAUCACGACCCGCAGCGAGCAACGCCAGGUCGCUCGCGCCACGUAACGCCCGUCACAGACCGUCUGCAGGAUAUGCUCGUCCGGUCUAUUGAACCGGUCUCGCCCAACAGCGUACAGCCAUCUUUUGUGCGGACCGUGCCCCCAAGGCAUCAGCCCUCCCCAGUGGGGGCCUCUAUGCAUCACCCCAUUGUGAUCUCCUCGCCCAUCCAGGAGGGCCCUGCGAGUAGGCCUUUUUACGUGGAGCGGCGUGUCGUGACAGACCGUCCGCCACAUGAGCAGGCGUACGCAGGCGAGCCCUUUGGUCUGCAGCCCGCGCCUCGUCUCCAUCCACCCAUGCAACAACCACUGUUCCCAUCCCGUGGCUACGAUGCCCCCAGACUCUCCCUCCUGAGGCUCGUCCUCACAUGGUUCACUAUAGUCAAGCAGGCCCACGACAUACCGAGCCCAUGUUCGCGCGACUCGAACAUCCAGCGGGCCAAGCUCAUCCUGGGUAAGCCUGCUUUGGACUGGCGAUUGCGCAAGUGUUUUGCCCGACCGGACACUCUCUGA